This is a messenger RNA of Closterium sp. Naga37s-1, 291 nucleotides long. Lineage: Eukaryota; Viridiplantae; Streptophyta; Zygnematophyceae; Desmidiales; Closteriaceae. The record is from the annotation of a GenBank genome assembly.
GAACCUUGGCUACAACGAACUGAUAGGCACUACUCCUAGCUUCCUUGGCAACAACCUCCCAAGUCCUGCUCAAUUAUAUUUGGCAGGGAACUAUCUGACUGGCACGAUACCAGCUACAUUAGGCAACCUCUUAGAUCUCGAAAUUCUAGAUUUGAGCUACAACCAAUUGAUCGGCACAAUUCCUAAAUCGCUUUACAAUCUCACAAACCUAAUCACAUUGAACCUUGGUUACAACUUCUUGUCAGGAACCAUUCCUGAGUCCAUUGGCAAGCUCACGAAUCUGAACGUCUU